Messenger RNA from Rotaria sordida, 516 nucleotides. The record is from the annotation of a GenBank genome assembly. NCBI's taxonomy places the organism in Eukaryota, Metazoa, Rotifera, Eurotatoria, Philodinida, Philodinidae.
AUGGUUCCAUUCGAACAUGAAUUUUUCAUUCGAAUUGGUUCGCCUUUUCCUUUACUUGAACAUUUAUAUGUUUUUAAUAUGAAUUCUCAGUCACAAAUAUCACGCAAAUUAAACUUUGAGGAAGAAAAUUUUGAUAUUGAAAUUCUUUAUUCAACAGAUCAAUAUCAAAGACAAGAAUAUAAAUUUCAUUGGGAAUUCGAAAAUCAAAUUUGUCCAAAUAUUCAAGAAACGAGAUUAAAUUCAGUUAAACAUCUUUUGAUUUGUGGUAAACAAGUAGCAAAUAAUAGUGUUAAUUAUUUUCCAAAUGUUACUCAAUUGACUAUUGAACAUUAUUUCAAAACAUCUGAUGAUUUGAUCUCACUUAAGUUGAAUUUAUUAAAAUUAGAUUCAUCACCAUUGGAUGAAAUUCUUAUAAUAUCAAUUGAAACAAGUAAAACUUUCAAAAAUGUGUUAAAUACAAAUACAAUAAAAAAUCUCGAUAUUCGUAUUGAAUGUUCAUUUAAAAAAUUCAAAUGA